AACGAAACACGACACCCCGAUAGAAGAGGAGGAGGAGGGGGCAGACGGGAGAGAGAGAGAGAGAGUUGCACGGAGUGAGUGGAAAAAGAAAAAGUCCGUGGAAAGAGAGGGAGAAAAGUGGAUCGGGCAUUUCUGCCUUCUAGUUUGUUUUGAUUUUGUCUGAUUCGCCUCGUGUUUCAACGUAAAGGCUUGAAUAUGCAACUUCGAAGCGUGUAUGAAGUAAUCAGGAGUUCAGCACGGACACGGUCCUCCUCCAUCGGCACGACGCGCUCCGAUAUCUGACCGUAAAAGAGCGAGUCUGUCCGGCCACAAGGCAACAACGUCCUCCACGUUGGGGAGGACAAACAAAACACGAAAACUCCAAACAAACCGGGGGAGGACGAGCGAAGGGGCUGGAUUUGAGGAGGAAAAGUUUACAGAGGAGUUUUGUGUGCGAUCCUGAGCUCACCGAGAGGAAGAAGUUAAUUUCAUCUCUCUCUCUAUCUUUCUCACUCACUCUCUUUCUCAGUUAGCUCGACUGCUAACGAAGCGGCUAUACUCUCCAACAUGAAGACCCCGGGCGAUACGGGGUUUGCCUUCCCAGACUGGGCCUACAAGCCGGAGUCGAGUCCUGGUUCCAGACAGAUCCAAUUGUGGCACUUCAUCCUGGAGCUGCUGCGCAAGGAGGAGUACCAUGAUGUCAUCGCCUGGCAGGGGGAUUACGGCGAGUUCGUCAUCAAAGACCCGGACGAGGUGGCACGACUGUGGGGCGCCCGCAAGUGCAAGCCCCAGAUGAAUUAUGACAAGCUCAGCCGAGCGCUCAGAUAUUACUACAACAAAAGGAUCUUGCACAAGACCAAAGGGAAAAGAUUCACCUACAAGUUCAACUUCAACAAGCUGGUGCUGGUCAACUAUCCGUUCAUUGACAUGGGCUCUGCAGGUUCUGGUGUUCCACAAAGUGCUCCACCUGUCCCAUCCGGAGUUAGCACUCACUUCCGCUUCCCUCCAUCCACGCCAUCGGACGUCCUCUCUCCUAGCGAGGAACUGCGCAGUCCAGGUGUCUUCAGUGCUGUGCCUCGACGCAUAGCUCGUGGCUCUGUGUCCGACUGCAGCGAUGGCACCUCCACCAACUCGGAGCUUGAAGAAACUGGCAUGGCUCCUGGCGAUGACCGCCCGGCUGACCGUGCCUUUAGAAAUCUGCUCCAUCCACGCUUGUCCCACGACUCCUUGUUCCGUGUCUACGGUGCACCACCCAACCCAACUGGGCUCACCAGGAGCGGGCCCCAUGUGCCCACUCACAGGGUCCACCCUGAUUCCUUGUCCCCAUUCCCAGUGUCCCCUCUCCCAGGCCCUGGAGGCUUGCUGGGUCCUGCUCUUUCACCAGCUCUCUCCAUGACCCCUACAUCUCACAUGCCCUACACACCUUCUCCAUCCCUUUCUCCCAUGCUGGGCUCCCACUUCUCGUUCAAUCCAGAAGACAUGAAGCGCUAUCUUCAAGCUCACACUCAGAGUGUCUACAACUAUCAUCUGAGUCCCCGUGCUUUCUUGCACUACCCCAACAUUAUCAUCCCCCAGCCCCAACGCCCAGACAAGGGACUGGGAGGGCCAGUGGGUGUAGGUCCACACCUGUCAAGUCACCCUCUGCACCACCAGGCUGAGGAGACUCAUCUAUCUCCUUUCAAGUUUAAGUUACAGCCACCACCACUGGGCCGCAAACAGAGAGAAGGGCCAACCUCAACUGGAUCAGGACAUGCUCUGAAUUCUGGAAGUGCUGCUGCUUCUUUCUCGUACAGUGGGGAGUCUGGUUCGUCCUCAAACUCUGCCUCAUCUGGAAUGAUGACCAACAAUUCAACCCCAGGUGGUCCACCAAAGAUCAAGGUUGAGCCCAUCUCAGACAUGGAGUCGGAGGAAGAAGUCGAGGUCACCGACAUCAGCGAGGAGGAGCAUGAAGAUGAUGAAUGUGAUGUCUUUUCCCCUCCCCACCCCAAUGGUGGCCUUGCCCCUCCACCCAUCCACGAUCGUAUGACAGAUGAUGACGAUCUUGAGGAAGAUGUCUUCAAGACCCCAGCUGCCCCUACCUCAGGGGUUGGGCAGAAUCUUCUAGGUCUAAAAGCAGAACCCAGGGAGCUAAACCUGGGCCAGGGCGCUCCCAUCAGCCCUGGGGGUACACUCUGCAUCCCUCUGAAGCUGCGUUUUAAACGCCGCUGGAGUGAGGACCAGCGGAUGGAGGCGGGAACCGAAGAGGCUGAGGACAAGAAGAGCAGGGCAGAGAGGGAGGAGCUUAACCAGGAGGUGGAGCCCAAACUGGGGGAGGAAAAUGGAGACCGGAGGAGUCCGGAGACUUUAGUUGCACCCCUGGGGACAGGCCAGAGGAGGGUGAGCUCUGAGCUGCAGCGAGCAACGGCACAGUUGUCUUUAGAAAACAACGUUUGCUGAAGUGGACGUGGUCAAACACACAAACUUAGCAAAACAGAGCUGUCCUCCUUACAGGCUGAAGGCAACUGUUGCUCUCAGAAGUUAUGUGAAGACCAUCCGUUCAGCAAGUUAUGAUGCCCAAACCAUCUUUCAAACUUCUGUACAUGCAGGUUCACUCUCUUCAAGAUGUUGCAACACUAAAAAUUAAUACUGACAUCUUUUUUUCAUGCAUUUUAAGUAACCAGGCCCUUUCCACAAGUUUAGCCAGAGUCCCUUGCUUACUGAACCCAUUCCUUUCUGUUUGCUGUGUUAGACUAACACCAUCCCACUAGUCUCAUUGAAGUCUUGGACACUUUUCCCCCCAAGAAGCUCCCCGUUAGGAUCAACUCAAUACCUGUUUAAACAAAAUCAAGAGAUUACAGAAGUGCCUAAACCAGAUGUUGAUGCACCCCUGUAAAACAUCAGUAGAGAUGGUGAUAAUGAAUAAUUAGAUUGUGAUAAGUGUUUUUUGGCUUGUCACGGGCAAGUGGACAUUUUCACUAUUAAACAGACACUCUUGGAUGAAGUGAAUGCAGGAAAGAUCCUGCAACUCCCCCCCCCCCA
Rhinichthys klamathensis goyatoka is the source of this 2997-nucleotide messenger RNA. It is a transcript of the gene erf, whose product is annotated as Ets2 repressor factor. Gene Ontology annotation, molecular function: sequence-specific DNA binding; DNA-binding transcription factor activity, RNA polymerase II-specific. The transcript has 5 exons. Gene Ontology annotation, cellular component: nucleus. Bases 547 to 2415 code for a protein of 622 amino acids. Gene Ontology annotation, biological process: cell differentiation; regulation of transcription by RNA polymerase II. NCBI's taxonomy places the organism in Eukaryota, Metazoa, Chordata, Actinopteri, Cypriniformes, Leuciscidae. The record is from RefSeq and is a predicted model, not a curated record.